AUGGCAGCACAUCCCAUUUCCAGUAUCAGCGCCGCCUUUGGCACCGGGAAAACACUUUUGGCUGCUAUCAUUGCUGCUCAUUAUGUGAAGCGCGGGAUGGGCCCUAUAAUAGCCACUACUACCAACGGGGCCGCACAGUUCACCAACACGAUGUUGACCUUGCAGGAUUUCCUCGAGGCUGGACGGCAGAAGAUGAGCGACGGAGAUAACGCGACGACCCGAGGAAAUGGCAACAAGGCGAGGGCAGUCGAGAUACCCGCGGGGAAGCCGCGGUGCGUCAUCCGUCCGGACAGCGCCGCCAGUACCAUCGCUGGACGGCAGAAGAUGAGCGACGGAGAUAACGCGACGACCCGAGGAAAUGGCAACAAGGCGAGGGCAGUCGAAUACCCGCGGGGAAGCCGCGAGGUCGCGUCAUCCGUCCGGACAGCGCCGCCAGUACCAUCGUCCAUCCUGCCUUAG
This is a messenger RNA of Ostertagia ostertagi, 459 nucleotides long. The record is from the annotation of a GenBank genome assembly. NCBI's taxonomy places the organism in Eukaryota, Metazoa, Nematoda, Chromadorea, Rhabditida, Trichostrongylidae.